AUGGCUGCACCUCUGCGUCAAGAAAAGGGCUUUUUAGCGCCUCAAAGCCUAAACUUGAAUUACCCGGCUCCCUUAAAAAAAUUUAGUGAACAACUUGGUGGACAUGGUGAAAUAUUAUCCAUGAACGAGGAUUCUAUGAUCAUAAAGCCUUGUAACGAACUUGAAAGAGAAUUCUAUGAAAACAGUGUACUAUAUCCAGGAUUUGCUAGAUGGAUGCCGAAAUACUACGGAACUUUGCGGUUACAUGACUCUCAACCAUCUUUGCUAGAUCAGCAAGAAAAUGUCUUAACCAAAUUUAAAAAACCAUGUGUAAUGGAUGUGAAAUUGGGUACACAACUCUGGGGUAAGGAUGCUGAUGAAAGAAAACGUCAGAAAUCGAUACAAAAGGCAGAAAGUACAACAUCAUCUUCUAUGGGAAUUCGUAUAACAGCAUCCCGGGUUUAUGGAAAAUCAUCAGAUAAUUAUACCUAUUACUCUAGAGAAUUUUGUAGGAGACUUACUCCUGAUACUAUAAUGACAUGUUUUGCGGAUUUUUUUAUGGCAGAGAUAUCACUGAGUCAACGCCGGCUUGUAAUUGAUCGGUUUAUCGAAGAUCUAACUUUAUUUUCAGAAGACUUGGAAAAUCAUGACGUUAGAUUACACUUUGCACAUUCACACUUUGAAGAUGGCAUUGGCAAAGAUGAAGGUUGUUUGCUAGGUUUGAGAAAUGCAAUACGAUGUUUAAAACAAGUUUUAAAUGAGAUGACUAAUUAA
Racocetra persica is the source of this 753-nucleotide messenger RNA. Lineage: Eukaryota; Fungi; Glomeromycota; Glomeromycetes; Diversisporales; Gigasporaceae. The record is from the annotation of a GenBank genome assembly.